Molecule: messenger RNA, 10451 nt
Organism: Drosophila albomicans
Lineage: Eukaryota; Metazoa; Arthropoda; Insecta; Diptera; Drosophilidae
Gene: dysc
Exons: 17
Cellular component (GO): stereocilia ankle link complex; stereocilium tip; plasma membrane
Molecular function (GO): protein binding
Source: RefSeq, a predicted model, not a curated record
GCGUGCGUGUCUGUCUCGGGUUAGUGUACACACUGCGUAUGUGUGAUGGUGCCAAAUAAAUUAUUAAGCAAAUUAAUGCACAUAAAUACUUGAGUUUCCACUAUUUAUCGUAUCGUAUUUAUGUGGCAUUCAACAACAACAACAAUAACAACUUCGAUGACGCAUUCGAGAGUAGGGCAGAAGGUUAAAUUACAAUGGCAACGACAACAGCAACAGCAACAGCAACAGCAACAGCAACAACGACAACGGCUACUGUCGAAAUUCGCCACGUACUGUAAUUCGGAUUCGGAUUCGGAGUCCGAAAACAUUAAAACCGAUACCAAUACCGAAUCGCAGCACGCAAGUUGGCGAUUUAUAGGCGUGCGACCAACUACAAGCAGCUUCAGCUCCAGCUCAGCUCACCUCCCGAGACACGAGACGAGGCGAAGCUUGGAGCAGCAGCAACGCCACCCGCAAUAACAAAGAGGCCCAGCGACUCCGACUCGGAGUGAAUGUUGUUGCCCAUCGUGGUGAAUUGCGCAGACAACAGACAACAACUGAACGAAAGCCACGAUAACAAGCAACAGCAAUUAGUCAUCACAAAUAUAAAACCAAAGAUAUAAACUAACGUUAAUGCAACAAAUUUCGUUAUUUAAAACUUUGCAAAAGUAAAAGAACUAACUAAAUUAACCAGAGAAAGAGAGAGAGAGAGAGAGAGAGCGCACGCGAGUGAGUGCGAGAGAGUGGGGGGAGAACGCGACAGCGGAAACUCACCACGAGUUUUGGCCUCUCUCUUCCAUGUCGCUGGCAACGUUCUGAAGAAAACUUUCACUCUCGGCACAACGUGGCGGCGGGCGGUGCGAAAGCAUCGAGCAGGAAGCGCAAAAAGUGACACACAAACACACUCACACACAUACACACACAGACACAGCGCGCAGACACACGCAUACAUAUACGUAAUACGUAUGUAUAUCGAGAAAUGAACAGCAGCAGCAAAAACGGGGAGAAAGCCCACAGAAAACUAAACUAAACAACACGAAUAUCCGCAGUCGAAGCAAGGAGCAGAACAAAACUUUUGCAUGCAAGCAGCUGACUGCCUGCAGGAAGCGUGCCAGGACAACGGCAACGGCAACAACGACGAAGGAGGAGCAGGAGCAGAAGCAGAAGCAGCUUACAACAGCAGCGGACAGUCCGGUGCUGACUGCUUCCCUGUCACAGCCAUUGAAUAGGCCUCUUCAACACGAACACUGGGCACAGGAUACGGGCCGAGCACGCACGCAACGCAAUUUUAAUGUAUCCUUAGAAUUUCAAACAGCGCCGACAGUGUAAUGCGCCUUGGGGGCAGUGGUAUACCAUACGACGGUGACCCCCUGACAAUGAGCGCAGCUGGCAAUGACUAUGCCGAAUUAUGCGAUCUUGGACCCUCACGCUGGAGUGCACGCGCCUAUGGUUACCAUGCAACAGCAGCAGCAAAUGCGGCCGGUAUCGGUAUCGGAGGCAUCGGAGUUCCGGGCGCCACACAGUCAUCAUCGAGCGUGCCCACGGGCGGCUCAGCCGGCCUCAGUGCACAUCAUUUACGCAGCAGCGCGGCAGCGCCAAACAGUUACGAGGCCGAGGAUAUUGGUCUGGCCUUUGGCAUGAUCAGUCCGCCACCUGGCAGCGGACACGGACACGGACAGGGUCACGUCGGCCAUUACGGCGGCAGCGGCGUCGGGAGUGCCGGUGGCAUUGGCUCCCGUGUGGGGAAUAGCACCAGUUCGUUGCGUGGCAGCGGCGGUGCUGGAGGCGGCGGACGCUCUGGACUCUAUUAUUCGCCGCCGGGCACAUCGUACACAAUCAUUGAGCGACCACAUUCGCCGCAUUACUAUUACAAUUCGGCGGGUGUGCCAACGAAGGGUGGCUCGUUGCCGGGUCGCGGUUCGGCGUAUCUCAGCUCCUCACCAUCCAGUCACAUGGCCGCUGGCACGGCGGGCACGCUGCCCACAUCGACGGCGGCCAGCGGACGUCAUGGCGCCUCGGCGAUGGGCAAUGGCAACAAGAAGCGGCCCAUCUCACCGGAGCAGGUGCUGCGCAUGUUUGGCGCCACACAGUCGUCAUCAGUUCCUACGAGUAGCUAUCACUACAGCAACGGCGGCACGCGGGAUCGCGAUCGAGAGCGCACAGGGCGACGCAGCCCAGCCAGCAGUCCGCCCUCGACGACGCAUCAGAUCUAUCGAGAUCGUGAACGAGAUCGGGAUCGAAGUGUGCCCAAUAUACACGAACUUACGACGCGCACUGUUUCCAUGUCGCGUGAUCAGCAAAUCGAUCAUGGUUUCGGCAUCUGCGUCAAAGGAGGCAAAGACUCAGGCUUAGGUGUUUACAUCUCACGCAUCGAGGAGAAUUCGGUGGCGGAACGCGCCGGUUUGCGACCCGGUGAUACAAUCCUAGAGGUGAACGGCACGCCAUUCACUUCAAUCAAUCACGAGGAGGCGCUUAAGAGAUGUGUGCAGAUAUUGAAAUCGUCACGUCAAAUCAGUAUGACGGUGCGAGCGCCGCCUACGCUGAACUCGACGGCGCCUCUCCACGGCUUCGGCCCGCCCUCCCGCGAUCCGAUGUACGCAUCGAUGGCACCUCUACUACCACAGACUGCAGCGGGUCAGGCGGCGGCAGCGGCGGCGGCGGCCAUCGGCGGAGCGGGUCUGCCCUUUCGCCAGACCUGCUCCUGGAUGGAUCGUCAUGGUCGUCCCGCCUCGCCGCCCAUGGAAUAUGGUGGCAGACGCAACGAGCGACGCGAUCGCAUACGCCGUGUGGAGCUGCUCAUUGAGCCUGGACAAUCGCUGGGGCUGAUGAUACGCGGCGGCGUUGAGUACGGCCUGGGCAUCUUUGUGACGGGCGUCGACAAGGAUAGCGUCGCCGAUCGUGCCGGAUUGAUGAUUGGCGACGAGAUACUUGAGGUCAAUGGCCAGUCGUUUCUCGAUGUGACGCACGACGAGGCCGUUGGUCAGCUGAAGUAUCACAAGCGCAUGUCGCUGGUGAUACGUGACGUGGGCAAAGUACCGCAUUCCUGCACAUCCAUCGAAAUGGAGCCCUGGGAUGCGUACAGUCCAACGGGCACAAGAGCACGCCGAAAAGGUCAGAUUGCGACCAUGGUGGAGGAGAAGGCGCGCUCGUUGCUGCCACGUCAUCAUUUUGCAAGUCUUUCGUAUUAUAUUGCUGAAUAUAGUGCGAAAGCAAUGACCAUAGAUGCCUUUGUUGCCGUCUUAUUAGAGAUGUUAGAUACGUACGAAAAGCACACGCUAGUGACGGAAAUUCGAGAGCUCGUCUUUCCGGAGGAUCGUACACGGUACGAUGAGCUUGUGUAUCGCAGAGAACGCGAUCCAUAUAGCGUGGAUAGGCAUAGGCGUAAAGGAGACCCCACACGUGAUUUGCCGGUUACAGCUGACGAUAUGGAAGUAAGCGCCGCCACCGGACGCAGUCCCUCGUCGGACUCUGGGCUGGGCAUGACCGUAACGGAUAUUCACAAACGACCCGCUCUACAGUUGCCAUAUCGUCCCAUGUCGGCGGGACCAAUACUGCAUCGUUCACAGCCAGCAUCACAGCAUUAUCAUCAGCCAGCAACAUCACAUGCAGCAAGCAACCAACAACAACAACAAUCCACAUCACAACAACAACAACAACAUUAUCCACCACCACCACCACAACUCCAACAUACCUCAUUGCGUCAUCUGGGUGGCCCCGGUGGCGUCGUUGGAAACGCUAUGCGUCAUCAUUAUCAGCCGUUGGGACCAAAUCAAUUCAAAUUCAAGCAAGCCAAAGACAAUCAGCAACAGGAAUACGGCUGUGAUGAGCAUAGAACUCGCCGGGGCAGCGAAACCCUAUUACCGGAAUAUGACCAAGAUGCGGAACAGGAGUUGGCCACAAAACUCUCAAGAAGUUUCGAUAUGAAGGAAGAAGGCGGCACUUUGCUGGGCGAUAAAGGUGUACGAAGGCAUCAGUCCAUGCAGCGUCUGUCAGCUGAGCAGAACGGUGGUUCAACGACUGAACAAACACAUGAACACAAUCCAAACGUCGUACCUGAUCAUAGAGGCAACUUACACAUUACAGUUAAGAAAACCAAACCAAUUUUAGGUAUUGCUAUCGAAGGUGGUGCUAAUACAAAACACCCGCUUCCUAGGAUAAUCAAUAUCCAUGAAAAUGGUGCGGCAUUUGAAGCGGGCGGCUUAGAAGUCGGGCAGUUAAUACUGGAGGUAGACGGCACUAAAGUGGAAGGUCUACACCAUCAGGAGGUUGCUCGAUUGAUAGCCGAAUGCUUUGCAAAUCGUGAAAAGGCUGAAAUAACCUUCUUAGUUGUCGAAGCAAAAAAAUCAAAUUUGGAACCGAAGCCAACAGCGUUAAUAUUUUUAGAAGCCUAACAUUUGCUUGCCCUGCCGGCUAGUGACCCAUUGGAACGACAAAAACUCGAGUUCCUCUAUGAAUGGGGCAUCGAUUUAACGGAGACGCCAAAACCAAUGCCAACACCAAUACCGCUGACAAAAGCUAAAAAUCCACCGCCACUGCCUCAUGAGCUACAUUGCAACAGCAGCAACAACAACAACAAUUAUGGCAGUAAUACUGCGCUCAACAAUCAUCAUCAUCAUCAAUCGCAAUCGCAAUCGCAACAACAACAACAACACUAUCAUACCAACACACCUACCAAUACACCAACAACUCAACAACACCAACAACAACAGCAGCAACCAACAGGAGCUACAACAAAACAACAACAACAACAACAAAGGCAACACUUGAAUAACACCAACACACCAACAAAAGCGUCGCGGGAAACGACACCAAUACGUGAGCAGCAUCAACAGCAGCAGCAGCAGCAGCAACAACAACAACAGCAGCAGCAACAUGCAACGCCCACGCGCGAGCAACAAACACCAACACGCCAACAGCAACACCAACAGCAACGGGAGCAACAUCAACGCGAGCGGCAGCAACAACUGCGCGAACAACGCGAGCAACGCGAACGUGAGCAUCAACACGAACACCACCAACACCCACACGGACAACACUCACACCAACACCACCGCGAUCACCAUGAUCACCGCGAUCUUCACGAUCACCGCGAUCAUCACGAUCACCGCGAUCACCACGAUCAUCGCGAUCAUCACGAUCAUCGCGAUCAUCAUCAGCAGCAAUCAUCAUCAUCAUCUCAUUAUCACCAUCAUCAUCAUCAGCAGCAGCAGCAGCAGCAGCAACAACAGCGCUAUAACAGCAACAGCUACAAAACUCAUAAUAAUUCCGUUUACCAGUAAACAAAUUGAAAACAAAACAACACCAAAUAACAACAACAACAACAGCUUAAAUUGGAACAAUUUUGGAACAUUCUUUCAAACGGCUUUCAGCAUUAAACAGUUAAAUUGUGCUAACAAAUUUGCAAAACAAACAAACAAACAACUUCUACCUGCAACUGUCUCUUUGCUCUUACAACUCCCUCUUGGUUUCCCUCGCUGUGUCUCAAUGUUUCUCACUCACGCCUUUCUACACACAAAUCGCUUAAUACAGUAUGGGAAAAAACCCCAAAGAAAAUUGGAAAACUCGAUAAAUGCUGUAAACGAAUUUGCAAUUCAAUGUUGUUGUAUGAGCUCUCGUUAUAAAUUUUCCCGCCCCCACCCUGCUCCUCUUUGAGAGAUCUUCGAAUCUGUCAUAAACUAUCUUCACGCCAGUGUACUUUUGUUGUAGUCCGAAAGCUGCUCUAAAAAAAAAAUUAAAAAAAAAAUAUAUUAUUUUUUAUUAUUAUGUAUUAAAUGUUAAACGCAUUGGAACUAUAUUAUUCAAAAUUAUUUCAAUACACAGAUUGUUUUUUAUUUCUAUAUUAACGAUUUCCUAUAUCAAAAAUUUCCAAUAAUUUAUUUUGUUUUUUUUGUUCGAAAAUAUCAAAACACCAAAAUUACACUGCCAAAAAAUACGUUUUAAAUUAUAUAAAAAAUAAAUUAAAAAUAAAAAUAUAAAAAUCCCAGAGCAGCUUUCAUGUCACGCCCCAUUCUGUGAAAUCCGAUGAAACCUCUAUCCUACAGAGCUCGCCAAAUCUCUCUUGGCAGCAAAUACUUAGUAUAACCCGAAAGUAGACCCUUAAAAAACUGAACUUAGGACUUCUAAAACUCUCGUAACACACGCUAAUGUGUAAAACUCUAAAUACACUGUAACUGUGAAACAUAUUAUUGUAUUACGUAUUAAUAAUAUGAUUAUUAACAAGAAAAGUAGUCUAAAUGGUUAGUCGUUAAAAAUGAUUUAAAACACAAAAACCAAAAACAUAAAGUAUAAAAAAUCAAUGCAAAAACAUAUAAUUUCACGAAAAAAGAAAGAAAAUUAAGAUAAACCCACAAACCCCAAACCAACAACAAAUAAAAUAUGGCAUACAUUAAAUUAAAUAAGAUGAAGAGAAGAAACGAAACCAGAGCUUAACAAGUUAUAAAUAAAAAUCCUUAAACCGUAAGAAAUAACAUAAAUUAUGCAAAAGAAAAAGCCACACACUGUAAAAAAGAAACAAGCAAAUAAUAAAUUACUGCUUUUGUUAUGUAAUACACACACACACACACACACACACACAGACACACAUUACACAGACAUACAUAUAACGCACUUGCAGCAAGAGAAGCAACAGCAGCAACAGACACUGACACGCAAAAUGCUUGACUAUUUAUGUAAUUAGCAGCGACAGCAACAACAUCAACAAACAAAUAUGAAGCCCACCUAAGCAAAUAAUUUGUAAAAAUAAUCGUAAUACUCACACAAUUAACAUACAUACACACACUCAAACACCCAUGCAUACUAACGUAAAACAUACGCAUACAAUUGCAAACAUAUGUAAAAAUGUAAACCUAGAGAAUGAUAUGAAAAAAAUACCAUAAAUAUACCGCGCAUUAAACCAUGGCAAAGUGUCGAUAAAGCAGGCGUAGUGCAAGCAGUGCGUCCUCAACACGUCGUCAGUCACUCACACAUGAACACACUUUCUCUUACACACACACACACGCACACACGAAUACAGUAUCAAUUUAUGAAAAGAAAAAACUUAUCAGCAAAAACAAUCUAAGAAAAUGGCGCAAAAUUUAAUGAAGUUAAUCGAAAAAUGUUAUUAGUACAAUUUAAACUGCACACUGCACUCUUUUUGAAUGUUUGUUAAAUGUUUUAAGAAACAGAACAACAGCUGCAAAAUUGUAUUCCUCUCACCAAAAAAAAAAAAUCCACAACAAAUGGUAAACGAAUUAUAAAAACAAAAUCUACAAAUCUACAAAAAAAAGCUACGCUACUCUACCAUUAAACAACUAGCAAAUUAAAAUACAACAUUUACAAGAAUAUGCAGUAGAGAAAACGAACGCUUAAAAUUUGAGGUUGAUUGGCAUUAAGUAAAAGCAUUAAAAGAAAAGUUAAAACGAUGUUAAAAGCCGACAGGGCGAUAACGAGCAAAACAAAAACAACAACAUAUUAAGAACAAUGAAAAAUGGAAACACCUAAAAAAACGCACGACUCAACAACAAUGUGUGCAAGAACUUAAUAUACAUUUAUUGUAAAAUAUUAGAAAACCAAAAUGAAAAAAAUUAUAACUUUUUAAUAUGAAAAUGGAAACUAAACAAAAUACAUUUUUCGCUCUCUUAUAGUUACUAACUCCCUCGCUGUAUCUCCCUCUAUCUCUCCGUCUUUCUCUCUGUCUAUCUUGUCUUUUCGCUCAGCCCAAAAAAAAAAAAAAACAAACAGUAAAUACACACACACACAUUAUGUACCCAAUUAUCCAAAUUCAUUUGGCAAAUUGUUGAUUUUGUUUGUCGUGUGUGCAUAAAGUGUUUAGUCAAAGAAAAUACCAGAAAGAAAAAGGAAUUUCAAUUACUAUACGUAUGAGCAAUUUUUUCCUUUUGUGUCAAGAGCAUGUUAUCUUUGUGUCUAAUUGUGUAAUUGAAAUAACAAAAUAUAAUUAUGCCUGGCUUGUUUUUUUGUUCAUUAUAAGCUACCAACUAAAAACAAAAACAAAAAACUGAUUACUUCUGAUAAGAUCUAUUAUUGUAUUUCCCCCCUCCCCCGCAAAACAAAAUCUUCUCUCUAUAUAUAACAUAUGUAUGUAUGUACGAGUACGUAAUAUAUUGUAUUGUAUUGUAUUGUAUUGAAUGUAAUGCGCCACUCGAUAAGUGAGCACAGAUGAGAACCGAUGAAUUUUUAAAGAAUGUUAAAUUAUAUUGUAAUUGUACUUUUGUUGACUAUUAUGUAAUUACGCUUUGCUGUAUAUUAGUUAUGUACAUUUUUAGCUAAAUUACUAAAACGCUAAAGCAAAACAAAUUAAAUUAAAUUAAAUUAAACUACAACAAUAAGAGACAAGCACAUGCUGUUACGUUAUUGUUAGUAAUCUAUCAUAUGAAUUAAUUGUUCGUGUAUAAAUACAAAAUUACAACAUUUCGAAAUUCAAAAUUAACUUUACAUUGGUCGAGAAAACAUAAAACUCAAAAAAAAAAAAACGUAUAUAAAAAAAGAAAUGGUUUAAACUUUAAAGUGUUUAACCGAAAAAACUUUAUUGUAAAUUGCAGCAAAAACAAUUCUGAUAAAAAAGGCUUACUUAAUCUUAACUUCAACAUGAACACGAUACCAAAUUCAUAAGAUUAACACACACACACAUGCGGAUACAUACACAAAUACAUUAAAUAUACUAAUGCAUACAUAUAUGUCGCAUAUAGAGCAUACUCGUAUACUAACUAUGUAUCUACACACACAAACACACUCACACACACACAUAUAUACUUAUAUCUAAAGUAAUGACAAUGACAAGCAAUUUGAAGCAAACUAAGAAACAAUUUCAAUUUCAGAUACAUUUCAGAACAAUUCGACGAUGUUGAUGAAAACGUAAAUGAAAACGAUAAUGAUAAUGAUAAUGCUAAUGAUAUUGAUAAUGAAAACGAUAAUGAAGCUACUAUUUAAAAAUACGAGCAACAAAAGCUAUUAUGCUAUGCUAAAGGGUAAAAGGCAUUUAUUCAUACCAACCAAACAAAACACAACAAAAACAAAAACAAAAAAUACAAACCAAAACAAACAAACAAACCAAAAGGAAAACCAGCUUAUAAAUACCAUAACUUAACACGUACCACGUAAUAUCGUAACGUAAAUAGCAAUAGCGUAUACUAGUUGAUAUUAGCAGAGCUACAGCCUCAGCAAAAACUUGUUGUAUAAAAGAUUGAGCUAGACUUUUAAAUGGUAUAAACGUACAUGUUUAUAAUAUAUACAUAUUUACAUAUAAUUGAGAUCGAAUGCUGUAGAUAAAUGUGUAUAGAAAUAAAACAAAAGAAACCCAUAUUCAAAUGUUUUCAAUGUACUCUAUAUGAAUGAAACGUUUCUCUAUAUAAUUUAAGGUCUCGCCUUUUAGUUGUUCCUCAUUUGUCUACAUAUGAUUUAUCUCAAUACAAACUCGAGGACACCCUGACAAACUACUAUAUUCAUAUUUUUUUUUUUUUGAAAACCAGACCAGACCAUUUACACUACAUAAAAUACAAUUACAAAUACAACUACAACUACAAUUACAACUAACAACAAGAACAAACAAAAACAAGAAAAAACUGUGCCACCUAGUACAUAACAACAAACAGUUAUAUAUCUGCAAUAUAUGUAUACACGUACGACUUGUAAUAUAUAUAUAUAUACAUUCAUACUAAAUUAUAUAGACAAGAUGAAAUCUCAAUGCUCACUUUUAUAUUUUUAUCAUACAUACUCGUACUCGUAGUACUUACAAGGUAUAUCAAGAAAAAGAACACAAAACGAAGCACCGUAUGCAACCCUGAUGGAACUACUUAAGAAACAAACAUAGUAAACUUUAAAGUGAUGAAACAUAUUUAUAAACUAUACAAGUUAUAUAGUACAUAUAUUGUAUUGGCUUUGCAUAGAAAUUGUCGCAAAAUUUCGGUUCGAUCGGAAUCGAAAUAACGCGACAAUUUCUGGAGUAAAGUCAAAAGCUUUCUAGCAUCAUUGCUUCUGCCUCUAAAGUACACACAGAUUACGUUAACUUGGUUCAUUGCGAGACAUACACUCACACACACAUAUUUUAUCUAACACCUCUCAAUUGCCCUUUUGUUAAUCACCUAAUUAGGAAGUAUCAAGAAUUUGGCGAACAGAAAGACGAAAACACCAGGCAUAAACGCAAAAGAUCGAGCUAAACCGCAUAGUGCAUAGUGUUAAAGAGUAUUUAUUUCAGUUGUGUAUAUUGUAAAGUCAAGAGAUAUUGAAGAAAGCAUAAAGUUAAACAUUUAAAAGGAAACCAUUAAGAAAGAAAACAAUUUAUUGAAAAUUAAUAAUAUGUAAUUGUAUUUAUCAAAAUUUAAAAGCAAAGUAACAAAAAUAACAAAAAAGAAACUAAAAACUAAAAAAACGUAAAAAGUAAACGCAUUAGCAUAGCAAUGAAAAUUAAAAAAAGAAAAAAAAAACUAAAAAAAAAAACAAACAAAUGAUAUGAUAUAUGAUAUGAAAUGAUUCAAGAA